AUGUCGGCAGCCAUUUUCGUCCUUGCCAUCUUCGCUUUCUUGGUCGUCGACAUUUAUCAUCGUGCUCGUCGAGCAUCUGCUGCAGUUGGAGACAAGGGGAACAUCCGCCACUAUUUCCUACAACUGUUUUCCCACCGUCAACCCUACCAAGACUCAUCUACUGGGAGUGCAGCAAGACAAGACUACUAUUAUACGUGGCAGAUCACCAGAAUGCUUCGAGUCCACAUGGAAGAUGCUACAAUGGUUUUCAUUUACAUCCUAGUUCUGUUGGCUUUAUGCAUGUUUCUGGGUAUCUUGCUUGUCCAGUAUUGGACCAUCAGAUGUUUUCAAAUCUGGGUAAACCAUCUUAUUCCUCAAGGCAAAUAA
Molecule: messenger RNA, 366 nt
Organism: Fusarium graminearum PH-1
Lineage: Eukaryota; Fungi; Ascomycota; Sordariomycetes; Hypocreales; Nectriaceae
Exons: 3
Coding region: 1-366 (121 amino acids)
Source: RefSeq, a predicted model, not a curated record